AAGUUUUUAUUAUUAGUAUUAUUUAUUACAAUGACCAUUUCUAUGUUCUUUUUACUACAUUUUAACUGAAAGCAAUAAAGUGAUAUUCAAUAUUUAAAUGAUUAAAAUCAAGGAAAUUCAACAGAGAAUAUAAUAAAGAUGGAAAGUUUACAUUUGUAUAGAUUGAUAGAUAAAAUUAUAGAUAACAUUGUUCUCUUCUUAUUUCUUUCCUUUCUAUAAAUCAAUUUCCAGAAAUCUGAUUGAAUGAUUUCAUUUUAACCAAUCAAAUAAAUGUCAGUUAUUAACUAAAGUUUUUUUUUAAAAAAAGAAAUUAUGUAAAGAAAAAUAAAUUUGUGUCAUUUUUAUUACAACUAACUUAACUAUGAAAAAAGUGUUUUUUUUGUUGUUGAAUGGAACCAAAAAUACAAAAUACAAAAAAAGGAAGCAAACAGGCAAACAAAACAAAUGGUUUAUCUUUAUCAUUAUUUGUUUAAACAUAAAAUAUUAAUGUUAUAAUUUUGAUAGAAAUAUUUCAUAUAAGAUUCAAAUGACAACAAUUUCUUCCUCUACAAUUCCAUCAACUACAUUAAGUAAUACAUAUUCUCCUCCUCCCCCUCCUCCUACUACUACUAAUACUACUACUACUACUAGUAAUAAUAAUAAUACUUGUAUAGCAACUACAUUACCAAAUACAUUUCAUUCAUCUAUUCAAUCUAAUUUAUUAGAUAAUCGUUAUAUAUUUGAUAUACAUAAUACAACAAAUGAUUCCAUUGAAAAUCAAUUAUAUACAGUUGAUCAUUUAAUUAAAUCUACAUCAAUGAAAUCCAAAUCGAAACGUUUAGAAAAACAUGUUACAUUAUCAGAUGAAAUAUUAGAUAUCAAUUUUCCACCAUUUUUACAACAUCAUUAUAUUAAAUCUAAUGAUUAUUAUAAUAAAUUUAAUAUUGAUAAUUUAAAUAAUAAUAAUAAUAAUAAUGAGAAAAAUAUAACACUGACAGAACAUAAUUAUCCAUUAUCCAUGAAUCCAACUAUACCACAUAUGUCAACGGAUAAAAUAAGUACAACAAGUCUUGGAAGUAUGGUAAAAUAUUGUACAGAUAAUUAUGAUGAAUCUCCGACUACACUCAUUUUAUCACGAUUAGAGAAAUUGACACUUAAAGAUUUUGCAUCUGAAGUGAGAGCGAAUCUAGACAUUGAUAUGUUUAUCAAAGAAGCAACUCUUUUGUUGGAUUUGGAUGGAUCCACCCUAGAGGAUAUAAUUAGUUCAAUGUUAGAAGCAAUUUUUGAUAAUCGUCCUAUUGUUGAUACAGCAACAUCAACAACAGCAACAACAAACACAACAGCGAAUAUGACACCAAGUAGUCCUAGUUCUCCUGAUGAUACUGAUUCAAAUCAAUGGUCAAGAACUUCAGCAACUACAACUAGUGGUUUUGGACCAAAAGUGAAUUUUUCAAUAACUGGCAAUUCAGACAAAACCAAUUUGUCAAAACUAGAUAUUGAAAAUAUGAAGCUUGAAGCUAAAAAUUCUCUUAUGAUGCAGAUCAAUUAUCAGGGAUAUACAUAUCAGAGGCUUGCAAAAACAAUCAAAGGAGUUUCACUGACAGAUGAUGAUUGUUUGUCAACCGAUCAAAGUUGGAUUUGUGCCAUGUGCUCACUAAGAUCGAUUCAUAAACGUUAUCUUGCUUUGGCACGAUUAAAUAAUCCAGUUAAUUUUGGCAGAUCAAGUGAAGGAACUUAUUUGAUUGUACUCAUAAUAACACCAACAAAGGAGAAAGGUACCAAAAGUGAAAUUGAAGUUGGUCGAACAUUUGGCACAAUUCUAUCUGAUCCAAUAUUUCGACAAGAAUUAUUAUUUGCUACUGAUGAAAAAGAAGUAAAAUUAUUAUUAUGGGAUAGAGCACAACAAUUAGCAGCACAACAGUCAACUGAUAGACGUAGAUCAUCACAAUAUCUUGAUAUUAGAAAUCAAACUUUUAAUUUAAGUUCUCAAUCAAUGAUCGGUAAAGGAAUUUACUUAGAUCUUAAGCGUAAAAUUCCAUAUUAUUGGUCGGACAUAACUGAGGGUAUCCGUGGAAAAAAUACUAUGCGUAAAACAAUAUCAACUAUUAUAUUUCUAUACUUUGCUUGUUUACUUCCUUCAAUUGCAUUUGGAUUAUUAAAUUCCAAAAAUACUAAUAAAAAGAUGGAUGUUACACGUGUAAUAAUGGGUCAAACUAUAGGUGGAUUAUGUUAUGGAGUUUUUGGAGGUCAACCAUUACUUGUACUUUUAUCAACAGCUCCAUUAGCUUUAUACAUAAAAAUUAUUUAUACUAUAUCUGAAACAUAUUACAUUAAUUUUUAUGCAAUGUAUGCAUGUAUUGGAUUGUUUAAUAGUUUAUUUUUAAUCAUCUAUUCUGUUUGUGGAUUUAGUCGUUGGAUGAAAUGGUCUACAAGGUCAACAGAAGAGAUAUUUGCUAUGUUUGUUUCAAUGGCAUUUCUAUACGAUGCUGGGAACGAUUUGUAUUCUACGUUUCAAGAAAAUUAUCAUUGUAAAUUAUCAACAAAUUAUUCAUUAAUAUCAAAUGAAACUUUAAAUAUUCAGGGAUUUGAUAUAAAUUUCAUUCAUUCAAAUUAUUCAUUUAGUAGAACUUCUAUAGAAAAUUGUCCUGAAAUAUUAUCAUCCAAAUCAUUCCCAUCAUUAUCAUCAUCAUCAUCAUCAUCAUCAUCAACGUCUUCUACACUCUCAUCGUUACCAUCACAACAUAUAAAUAGAAAUAUUACAAUUAUCCAGUCAGGAUGUCAACGUGAAGUUGCAUUAGUUUAUUUAGUUUUACUUUUAGGUACAGUAUGGAUUGCAUUAAAUCUUUUAAAUUUUACUAAAACACCAUUUCUUACUGCUACAAAACGGGAAAUAUUAACAGACUUUGCACUACCUAUAGCAGUUGUUAGUAUGUCACUUGUUGGAUCCUUAAUAUUUGGUGACAUAAAAUUAAAACCAUUUGAAGUUGAACCAUCCGAUUUUAUGUUGAACAAAGCCCCAUUGAACUUACUAAGUUGGCCUGCUGUACUCGGAUCUAUUGGUAUAGCUAUCCCAUUAUCAUUAUUAUUUUAUAUGGAACAAAAUAUUGCCAGUGCUAUUCUAAACUCCCCAUCUAAUAAACUAAGAAAAGGACCAUCAAAUCAUUGGGACUUAUUUGUUAUAGCACUUAUCAACAUUGUAUUAUCAAUAUUUUGUCUUCCAUGGGUUCAUGCAGCUUUACCUCAUACUCCAUUACACGUGAAAGCCUUAGCGGAUAUGGAAGAGCAUGUUGAUGGUGGACAUCAUAUUAGACAAACUAUUAUUCGAGUACGUGAAACAAGAUUGACAUUAUUUAUUUCACAUGUACUUAUUGGAUUAUCAUUAGCAAUGAUACCUUAUCCAUUGAUUUAUAUACCUCCACCUGUAUUAAAUGGUCUAUUUAUUUAUAUGGCUAUAACAGCUUUACAAGGUAAUCAAAUGUUUGAAAGAAUAUUACUUUUUAUUACAGAACAAUCGGCUUAUCCACCAUCACACUAUAUAAGACGUGUACCACAAAGAAAACUCCAUUUAUUUACAUUUUUUCAGUUAAUACAAUUAGGAUUUCUAUGUGCAUUUGGAUUUGCACCUAGUCCAUAUGUGAAACUAAUAUUUCCUGUAAUACUUGUUGUACAAAUAGUUUUAAGACAUACCCUUAUUCCUAAAGCAAUUGAUUCUAAAUAUCUUGAGGCGCUGGAUCGUCAUUUUUAA
Schistosoma rodhaini is the source of this 3724-nucleotide messenger RNA. NCBI's taxonomy places the organism in Eukaryota, Metazoa, Platyhelminthes, Trematoda, Strigeidida, Schistosomatidae. The record is from the annotation of a GenBank genome assembly.